AUGGUAUUAGAGAUUUCUCUCACAGAUGAACCUGUGAGAGGAAACCAGCUUUUGGACAGGCCUUGUGAUGAAAUAUAUGUUGUCGGAGAAGGUGAAACCCUCCAUACCAUCAGCGACAAGUGCGGCGACCCGUAUAUAGUUGAGCAGAACCCACAUAUCCAUGACCCAGAUGAUGUUUUCCCUGGGCUUGUCAUAAAGAUCACAGCUUCAAAACCAAGGAAGUUAGUUGGGUAG
Messenger RNA from Ilex paraguariensis (yerba mate), 234 nucleotides. Lineage: Eukaryota; Viridiplantae; Streptophyta; Magnoliopsida; Aquifoliales; Aquifoliaceae. The record is from the annotation of a GenBank genome assembly.